This is a messenger RNA of Prorocentrum cordatum, 521 nucleotides long. The record is from the annotation of a GenBank genome assembly. NCBI's taxonomy places the organism in Eukaryota, Dinophyceae, Prorocentrales, Prorocentraceae.
AGUCAUUUUGGCUCAGACUUUGGCUCUCAGUGGGCGCUCUCGAGUGAGCCUCGUGGGCCCUCGCGCCCCCUCCAGCGCCAUGGCCGGCGGCAAGAAGCAGGUGACCGGGGCCGCGCGGCAGCGCCGCUCCACCACCGCGGACACGGCCACGCUGGAGGACAAGUGCCAUCCGCGCAAGAUCUUCAUCGGCGGCCUCGCCAGCGACACCACCACGCAGGACCUCCGAGACUACUUCGGCCAGUUCGGAAGCAUUGUCGACGCGGUUGUGCUGCGAUGGCCAGACGGCCGCUCCCGCGGCUUCGGCUACGUGAUCCCAGAGCGUCGAAGAGGCUGGCCUGCGUCCCUUGAGAGCCUCCCGUGGCGCUGCCGAGAGCGCGACGCUCCCGCCCGUUCCAAUGACGUCUUCUGCCCCCGCGACGGCGCUCGCGACAGCCCAGGAGGUGGAGCAGGAGGUUGACGUGAAACGAGCAGUGCCUGGCACGAACAAGCUCUUCGUCGGGGGGCUGCCUCAGAACACCAUG